Melitaea cinxia (Glanville fritillary) is the source of this 1701-nucleotide messenger RNA. Its product is annotated as myrosinase 1-like. The record is from RefSeq and is a predicted model, not a curated record. Bases 1 to 1461 code for a protein of 486 amino acids. The transcript is spliced from 10 exons. Gene Ontology annotation, biological process: carbohydrate metabolic process. NCBI's taxonomy places the organism in Eukaryota, Metazoa, Arthropoda, Insecta, Lepidoptera, Nymphalidae. Gene Ontology annotation, molecular function: beta-glucosidase activity.
AUGGUGUGUGCAGUGGUGGGUGGUAGAGAUUUCCCACCUGGUUUCAAAUUCGGGGCAGCAACAGCAGCAUACCAAAUAGAGGGAGCCUGGAAUGUAAGUGAUAAAUCUCCUAGUGUAUGGGACAGCCACGUCCAUGCCAAUCCUGAUCGAAUCAUCGACCGAUCGAAUGGCGACGUCGCUAGUGACAGUUACUACAAGUGGAAAGAUGAUAUUGAGAUCGCGAGCAAACUUGGCUUGCACUUCUACAGAUUUUCGAUCGCUUGGUCGAGAUUACUGCCUAAAGGCUUUGCGAACUAUAUCAGUGAAGAUGGAAAGAAAUACUACAAUGACCUAAUCGAUGGGUUACUUGAGAAGGGAAUCGAACCUUUGAUAACGCUGUAUCAUUGGGACUUACCACAGGUCUUACAAGACUUAGGUGGUUGGACCAACCCUUUGAUAUCCGACUGGUUUGCGGACUACGCACGCGUCGCAUACUCUCUUUUUGGAGAUCGUGUUAAAAUCUGGAUAACUCUAAACGAACCUGUGAUGUUCUGUGAUAUAGCGUAUAAUACUGGUGCUUUAGCACCAGGCGUCUAUAGUCCUGGAAGAGGAAGCUUCCUCUGUAACAAACAUUCGAUGAUCGCUCAUGCUAAAGCUUACAGAAUAUACGAUGAAGAGUUCAGACCCAAAUACAACGGCAAAGUAUCUCUUGCCAAUCAAAUUAUGUGGUUCGAACCAGCUACUGAAGAUGACGUUGAGAUUACAGAGAUAGCCAGACAAUUUAUGGCUGGAAUGUACUCUCAUCCUAUAUUCUCUAAGGAGGGUGGCUGGCCACCAGUCAUGGAAAGGAUCAUAGCGGAGAAGAGCAAGAAAGAAGGCCUAAACCAUUCAAGAUUACCACCUCUUACGCAAGAAGAAAUCGAACUUAUUCGAGGUACUUAUGACUUCUUUGGUCUCAACUUUUAUACUUCGAGAACUGUCCUUACUGCAAAAGAAGAAGAAAAGAUAGGCCCAUGGCCUUACAAAGGCUCGUCUGAUAUAGACGUUCAUCUUACAGUUAAACCUGAGUGGAAGAACGCAGGGACUAAGUGGUUCUUUAUAUAUCCUGAAGGUCUUCGCAAGCUACUCGUUUGGUUGAAAAAAGAGUAUGGAGAUAUGGAAAUAUUUAUCACAGAGAACGGCCUCGCUAGUUAUGACAUCGGUUUGGAUGAUCACGAUCGCGUAGAGUAUUAUAAAGAACAUUUGGAGCAGGUUCUUCUUGCAAUUCAAGAAGACGAAGUCAAGGUAACAGCGUAUACAGCCUGGACUUUGAUUGACAACUUCGAAUGGUUAGACGGUUACAGGUCCAAAUUUGGGUUGUAUCAAGUAGACUACGAGGAUCCAGAGCGCAAGCGGACACCAAGAGCAUCUGCGCAUUACUACGCUAGUGUUAUCAAGUGUCACUCAUUAGAUAUAGAUAAUAUAAUCUCGGAUGAGCUUUAAUUUUUUGUUUUAUUUUAAAUGUAGUAACAAUACCUUUUUUAUCAGUCUCCUAAUUGACUUUUUUUUCAUGUAAGUGAAUUUUGUUAUAAUUUCGAAUACAAGAGCCACUUAACCCGUUUCACUUUACUAUUUGUUCUUCAACAGAAUAAUAUAUACUAAUGUGAUUUAUGUCUAUUUCGACGUGUGUAACUAUUUAUUAAUAAAUUUUAUUAUUAGUCGUAAGAAAGACAGAAAUAAAAA